Marmota flaviventris (yellow-bellied marmot) is the source of this 2037-nucleotide messenger RNA. RefSeq names its product arachidonate 15-lipoxygenase type B (gene Alox15b). Gene Ontology annotation, molecular function: iron ion binding; protein binding; oxidoreductase activity, acting on single donors with incorporation of molecular oxygen, incorporation of two atoms of oxygen. Gene Ontology annotation, biological process: lipid oxidation. The record is from RefSeq and is a predicted model, not a curated record. NCBI's taxonomy places the organism in Eukaryota, Metazoa, Chordata, Mammalia, Rodentia, Sciuridae.
AUGGCCAAGUUUAGGAUAAGAGUAUCCACUGGGAAAGCCUGCGGGGCUGGCACGUGGGAUAAAGUAUCUGUCUGCAUCGUGGGGAGGCGGGGAGAGAGCCCCCUGCUGCCCCUGGACCACCUAGGCAAGGAGUUCACUGCGGGCGCUGAGGAGGACUUCGAGGUGACGCUCCCCCACGACGUGGGCCCAGUGCUGCUGCUGCACGUGCACAAGGCACCCCUUGCGCUGCCUCGCCCACUUGGACCCUUGGCCCCCGACGACGCCUGGUUCUGCCGCUGGUUCCAGCUGGAGCCACCAGGAGGCAUCCCACUCCGCUUCCCCUGCUAUCAGUGGCUGGAGGGAGCAGGGGACCUGUUGCUACGAGAAGGGGCAGCCAAGGUCUCCUGGGCGGACCACCAUUCUAUCCUCCGGCGACAACGCCAGGAGGAGCUCCAGUCCAGGCAGCGGAUGUACCGCUGGAAGACUUACAGCCCAGGUUGGCCUCACUGCCUUGACCAGGCGACUGCGAAAGACCUGGACCUCAACGUCAAGUACUCUAUAGUCAAGAACACCAAAUUCUACAUGAAAGGCAGCUCUGCUUUUGCAGAGCUAAAAAUCAAGGGACUUCUGGACCGCACAGGGCUCUGGAGGAGUCUGAGGGAGAUGAGAAGGAUGUUCAACUUCCGGAAGAGUCCAGCAGCUGAAUAUGUGUUUGAGCACUGGCAGGAUGACACCUUCUUCGCCUCCCAGUUCCUGAAUGGCCUCAACCCUGUCCUGAUCCACCGCUGUCGCAGCCUCCCAAAGAACUUCCCAGUCACCGAUGACAUGGUGGCCCCAAUACUGGGCCCUGGGACUAGUCUGCAGGCUGAGCUGGAGAAGGGCUCCCUGUUUUUGGUAGAUCACGGCAUCCUCUCCGGUGUCAGUACCAAUGUCAUCAAUGGAAAGCCUCAGUUCUCCGCAGCCCCAAUGACCCUGCUAUACCAGAGCCCAGGGAAUGGGCCUCUGCUGCCCCUUGCCAUUCAGCUCAGCCAGACCCCCGGUCCCAACAACCCCAUCUUCUUACCUACUGAUGAUAAGUGGGACUGGCUGCUGGCCAAGACCUGGGUGCGCAAUGCUGAGUUCUCUGUCCACGAGGCCCUCACACAUCUACUGCAUGCGCACCUACUGCCUGAGGUCUUCACCCUGGCCACACUGCGCCAACUGCCCUCCUGCCACCCUCUCUUCAAGUUGCUGAUUCCACACACACGGUAUACCUUGUAUAUCAACACGCUUGCCCGUGAGCUGCUCAUCGCCCCUGGCCAGGUGGUAGACAGGUCCACAGGCCUUGGCAUUGGAGGCUUCUCUGAGCUGAUACAAAGGAAUAUGGAGCAGCUGAGCUACUCUGUGCUGUGUCUGCCCGAAGAUAUCCGGGCCCGAGGAGUUGAAGACAUCCCAAACUACUACUACCGGGAUGAUGGGAUGCAGAUCUGGGGGGCAGUGGAGCGCUUCGUCUCUGAAAUUGUGGGCAUUUACUACCCAAGCGAUGCAUCUGUCCGAGAUGACCAAGAACUCCAAGCCUGGGUGAGGGAGAUAUUCUCCAAGGGCUUCCUAGACCGGGAGAGCUCAGGUGUGCCCUCCUCACUGGACACCCAGGAAGCUCUGGUGCGAUAUGUCACCAUGGUGAUAUUCACUUGUUCAGCCCAGCACUCAGCCGUCAGUGCAGGCCAGUUUGACUCCAGUGUUUGGAUGCCCAACCUGCCGCCCACUAUGCAGCUGCCUCCACCCACUUCCAAAGGCCAGGCACAGCCUGAGGGUUUCAUAGCCACCCUUCCACCAGUCAAUGCCACAUGUGAUAUCAUCAUUGCCCUCUGGUUGCUGAGUCGGGAGCCUGGAGACCAAAGGCCCCUGGGCACCUAUCCAGAUGAACACUUCACAGAAGAGGCCCCACAGAGGAGUAUUGCCGCCUUCCAGAACCACCUAACCCAGAUCUCAAGGGACAUUAAGGAGCGGAACCAGAAGUUGGCAUUGCCUUACCCCUACCUGGACCCUUCCCUCAUUGAGAACAGCGUCUCCAUCUAA